Molecule: messenger RNA, 1191 nt
Organism: Cynocephalus volans (Philippine flying lemur)
Lineage: Eukaryota; Metazoa; Chordata; Mammalia; Dermoptera; Cynocephalidae
Gene: MAT1A
Product: methionine adenosyltransferase 1A
Exons: 9
Coding region: 1-1191 (396 amino acids)
Biological process (GO): S-adenosylmethionine biosynthetic process
Cellular component (GO): cytosol
Molecular function (GO): methionine adenosyltransferase activity; ATP binding
Source: RefSeq, a predicted model, not a curated record
AUGAAUGGACCGGUGGAUGGCUUGUGUGACCACUCUCUAGGUGGAGAAGGAAACUUCAUGUUCACAUCAGAGUCUGUAGGAGAGGGACACCCAGAUAAGAUCUGUGACCAGAUCAGUGAUGCAGUGCUGGAUGCUCACCUCAAGCAAGACUCCAAUGCCAAGGUGGCCUGUGAGACGGUGUGCAAGACAGGCAUGGUGCUGCUGUGUGGGGAGAUCACCUCGACGGCCAUGGUGGACUACCAGCGGGUGGUGAGGGACACCAUCAAGCACAUUGGCUAUGAUGACUCUGCCAAGGGCUUCGACUUCAAGACCUGCAAUGUGCUGGUGGCUUUGGAGCAACAGUCCCUGGAUAUUGCCCAGGGUGUUCAUUUAGACAGAAAUGAAGAGGAUGUUGGUGCAGGAGAUCAGGGUCUGAUGUUCGGCUAUGCCACCGAUGAGACGGAGGAAUGCAUGCCCCUCACCGUGAUCCUGGCUCACAAACUCAACCACCGCAUGGCGGAGCUGAGGCGCUCGGGCACUCUGCCCUGGCUGAGGCCUGACUCCAAGACUCAGGUCACGGUUGAGUACAUGCAGGACAACGGCGCAGUCAUCCCUGUGCGCGUCCACACCAUCGUCAUCUCUGUGCAGCACAAUGAAGACAUAACGCUGGAGGACAUGCGCAAGGCCCUGAAGGAGCAGGUGAUCAGGGCCGUGGUGCCGGCCAAGUACCUGGAUGAAGACACAAUUUACCACCUGCAGCCCAGCGGGCGGUUUGUCAUUGGAGGUCCCCAGGGGGAUGCAGGCGUCACUGGCCGUAAGAUUAUUGUGGACACCUAUGGUGGCUGGGGGGCUCAUGGUGGUGGGGCCUUUUCUGGGAAGGACUACACCAAGGUGGACCGCUCGGCAGCUUACGCUGCCCGCUGGGUGGCCAAGUCCCUGGUGAAAGCAGGGCUCUGCCGGAGAGUGCUUGUCCAGGUUUCCUACGCCAUUGGUGUGGCUGAGCCGCUGUCCAUUUCCAUCUUCACCUACGGAACCUCUCAGAAGACAGAGCGAGAGCUGCUAGAGGUGGUGAACAAGAACUUCGACCUUCGGCCGGGCAUCAUCGUCAGGGAUCUGGAUUUGAAGAGGCCCAUCUACCUGAAGACGGCAUGCUACGGCCAUUUCGGAAGAAGCGAGUUCCCAUGGGAAGUUCCCAAGAAGCUGGUGUUUUAG